UGGGCCAAUGAACGGCGGCGGGAGGUGAAAUCCGGUUCUAACCGGUCCGGGGCUCCCAGCGCUAUAAAAACUUUAUAAACCCCCCGGAGCCUGAGCAGUGUGAAGAAGAAGAGGCGAGAACGACCCCCGGACCGACCAAAGCCCGCGCGCCGCUGCAUCCCGCGUCCAGCACCUACGUCCCGCCGCCGUCGCCGCCGCCACCAUGCCCAAGAGAAAGGCUGAAGGGGAUGCUAAGGGAGAUAAAGCCAAGGUGAAGGACGAACCACAGAGAAGAUCCGCGAGGUUGUCUGCUAAACCUGCUCCUCCAAAGCCAGAGCCCAAGCCUAAAAAGGCCCCUGCAAAGAAGGGAGAGAAGGUACCCAAAGGGAAAAAGGGAAAAGCUGAUGCUGGCAAGGAGGGGAAUAAUCCUGCAGAAAAUGGAGAUGCCAAAACAGACCAGGCACAGAAAGCUGAAGGUGCUGGAGAUGCCAAGUGAAGUGUGUGCAUUUUUGAUAACUGUGUACUUCUGGUGACUGUACAGUUUGAAAUACUAUUUUUUAUCAAGUUUUAUAAAAAUGCAGAAUUUUGUUUUACUUUUUUUUUUUUUUUUUUAAAGCUAUGUUGUUAGCACACAGAACACUUCAUUGUUGUUUUUGGGGGAAGGGGCAUAUGUCACUAAUAGAAUGUCUCCAAAGCUGGAUUGAUGUGGAGAAAACACCUUUCCCUUCUAGUUUUGAGAGACUUCCUCUUGGCUCCCAGGAGGAGGGAUUCCCUGACUUUGACACACAUGGCCACCUUGGCACAAAAGCCUUGUGGUAUGGAAAAACAAAUUUGUUUUUAUGUCCUCUUCUCCCUUUCCAUCUUUCAGCAUAGACUUAACUCCCUUAAGGCCAGACAUCUGUUGGGACCUGACCCCUAGUCACUGGUUACCAGUGUGUCAGGCAAUCUGGACUUUCCACUGAUGCCACUGAGAUGGCACCUGUCAAAAGAGCAGUGGUUCCAUUUCUAGAUUGUGGAUCUUCAGAUAAAUUCUGCCAUUUUCAUUUCACUUCCUGAAAGUCAGGGUCGGCUUGUGAAAAGUUGUUAAACAACAUGCUAAAUGUGAAAUGUCAACCCUCACUCUAAACUUUCCCUGUUCAGAGCAUCAGAUGAAGACUUCAUUGGGUUUUAUAGUGGCUUUCUGAUUUUUGGUAGUCCAUUGAAGAAGGGAGUUUGAAAGUUGUUGUAUACUGUUAACGAUUGUCUGCCGAUGUCCUGCCUGAAAUACCAUGAUUGUUUAUGGAAAGUAUCUUUAAUAAAGCUGGAUACAGUUUGGCUUGGAA
Molecule: messenger RNA, 1301 nt
Organism: Nomascus leucogenys (northern white-cheeked gibbon)
Lineage: Eukaryota; Metazoa; Chordata; Mammalia; Primates; Hylobatidae
Source: RefSeq, a predicted model, not a curated record